AUACGAUGUUCCAACUGAUUCAGUAGAUGAAGUUGUGAGGAUUGCAGAGAGCACCAUGUUAGAGGCUUUUCAUCAUCUUGUUCGGGCUGUAGUUGAGGUGUUUGGAGAGGAGUACUUGAGGACACCUACUGUUGAGGACUAUAAACAUAAAGAAGGGAUGGCCUGGUAUGCUUGGUUGCAUUAAUUGUAUGCAAUGGAAGCGAAAAAACUGUCCAACAGCAUGGCAUCCCCGACUACGUCCUGGAGCUCGUCCUCCGCCUCGUCUCCCCCGUCUGCCUCGUGCGCGCCGCGUCCGCGUGCAAGCCGUGGUGCCGCGUCGUGGCAGACGCCGGAUUCCUAGCCCGCUUCCGCCUCCUGCGCGUGCCCCGCAUCCUGGUGGGCCUCUACCUCAACUGCAGCAACCCUCCGGUCUUCGUGCCGUCGCCAGUGCCGGGAAUCCCCGUCAGCCAGUCCUUCUCCCUCGACUUCCUCCCGGAAGUCCCCGGCUCCUGGGAGACCGUCGACAGCCACGACGGCCUCCUCCUCCUCCGGAACAGGGACCGGAACUCGUCGCGGAGCCGCCGCUCUGACCCUGACCUCGUCGUAUGCGAGCCCAAGACACGGCGGUGCCAGGCAAUCAUCUUGCCGGACCGGCUGAGGGCCGCAUGUUGACUCGGCAUGUUCCUGCUCAGGGUCGGCGCGACCAGCCGAGCCGGCGGCGAUCUCAGCACCAGCAUGUCCAACUUCAGAGCCAUCGUCGUCCUGCUCAGAGAGCACAUGCUGGCUCGCCGCCGCGGCGUGCCGGAGGCCUGCGUGUACCAGGCCAGCACCAGCAACCGCAGCUGGCACGACAUGAACUGCGCGUGGAAGGGCAACAUCGAUAUCCCGUGCGAGACCGCCUCCUUCUACUUUGCUGGCCGCGCCGGUGGUUCCCUCUACUGGGCUAUCAAAGACGCCGGCGGCGCCGCGCUUGUUCUCGACGAGGCCACCGCGGCGGUGUCGCUGGAAGCUCUCCCGGUGACCAUCGAGGGGUGAUCCGGGGCGCGCUGCUUCCGGGUUGUCGGCGGAGAAGGCAGGGCGCCGCGUGCCGUCUGCAUGGUAGACAGCGACCUCAGGGUCUUCUCUCGGCUCAAGGGCGGUGGCGGCGGCGAGUGGGUGCUGGAGAACUUGGUGCAGUUGCCGGGGGGCAGCCAAUGGAAUCCGGGGAGAGCUAUGACUGUCGCGGCGCAAGAGACGUGCGUCGUGGUGGAAACGUGGAACAGGAAAUGGCGGUUCUUCAUCGACCUCGAGACGAUGGCGGUGGAGCACGUCCCGAUGAGGCGCUACUA
This is a messenger RNA of Panicum hallii, 1307 nucleotides long. RefSeq lists its product as uncharacterized. The record is from RefSeq and is a predicted model, not a curated record. Bases 658 to 1014 code for a protein of 118 amino acids. The transcript has a single exon. Lineage: Eukaryota; Viridiplantae; Streptophyta; Magnoliopsida; Poales; Poaceae.